CCACUGCUAAAAUAAACUGGAUGAGGUCAGCACCGGAGGCAUCCCGGGACGAUGUUUUAUAGAGACUGUUCCCUCUCUGCAGCGGAGUGUCACAGUGGAGCGUGGAUGCAUCCCAGCUCCAGUACGGGAUCAACCCCACAACCAUCAAGAGGAACACCAACUCCAACUCCAGCACCUGACAGACAGACAGACAGGAGACAUAUAGAACAAAAACAAGGUCAAAAGGAAUGAUGAUGAUGAUGCAGUCCAGACCAAAUGAUGUGACUAAACAGAGGAUGUUGCAGACAAAGACUCUGUCUAAAGAAGUCAAAGGAGGAGGUCUGAACCUGGGGAAGAAGAUCAGUGUUCCAAAGGACGUGAUGAUGGAGGAGCUGAAUCUCCCCUCCAAUCGAGGCUCUCGCAUGUUUCAAGAGAGACAAAAGAGAGUGGAGAGGUUCACCAUGGAGAACACUGCCAAUGGUGCUUACAACACCAAUAAUGUCCAUCUCCAGGCCAUUCCUCCCCAGCAAAUCCUCCCAGAUCCACAAGGAGGACAAGAAAACCAGGCGUUCUCCAUCCCUGGUAAGCACAGCCUGGUCAUGAACCUACAGAAGACUGUAGCAAAGAGAGGGAGUCCUGACGUCAUCGCUCCAGGCUAUUCUGGCCCUUUGAAGGAAAUUCCUCGUGAGAAGUUCAACACAACAGUAAUCCCCAAAUCCUACUGCUCCCCGUGGAGCGAAGCUUUGGGAACCAAUGAGGAGCUCCUGAACGCCCUGAAUACCCAUCUGCCCCAGCUUCCACAAAGUCUACAGCCUGCCAACUACAGGAGCUUCAACAGAACCCCCAAGCCGUUUGGGGGCACUAUGGCCAGCAAGAGGGUGGUACCAUUGAUGGAAAUUGAAGCGCUGGAGUGCAAGAACCAGCCCGGCAUCGCUCUGGACCGCAUGUGCCGUCGACCCAACUUUAACAGAGCACCCAGGGGAUGGGGAGGCUAUUACAGCCCUGAAUCUAAUGAGCUAUAAAAGGACUCAUGAGCAAAAGACUGUAAAGGCACUGACCUGUGCUUGUGCAUGUUUAACAGUGGGCACUGCAAUGGUGAUGGGUGAGACUGCUGAGUGGACUGCUAUACUGCUAAACAAAUGUGCUACUGCUGAGUGGAUUGACCAGCGGAGGCAAUCUCUGGAUGCUGGAAUCAGUUAAUUACCACAGUGGAAAUCAGGGCAUUAGUCCGACCUAUUUUCAUUCUUCACUCAAACCCAAUCUCUCAAUACCAGGACUCCCCUCUUCUCACACAGGCUUCACAGCUUACUCUCCACUACCAAAACAACAAACACGACACAUGUGAAUAAUGAUGAAUUAUAUGCAUGAUCAAUGACAAGAUUGAGUCAUUUUAAUGACAAGUGAAAACAACAUACAAAGAAAGCCUUACAAUAACAAGCCUUUAUGUUGUGGAAUAUUAAGAUUCUUUCAAAUAAAAAAUAAAAAGUCAAUGUAACCAAAAAUGAAUAGGUUUAAAAAUGUUCCUCAGAAUCCAACUCCAUCUAACAGCUAAUCACCAUGGCGAGAGCCAUGUGCAGCAUGGGCACCCAUGCGCUGAGGAUCCUGGGAGGGGUAGUGGAUUUGACCAGGGGGUCUCAUGCUCAUUGGAGGGGGCAUGGGUGGACCCAUGGGACCCAUGUGGUGAAACAUUGGAGGGCCAAAACCUGAAGGAGCAGAUGAAAAGGAAAAACACCAUUAAGCAUCUACCUUUUUUCAAUGUGCUUAAAUCUUUUUUUGCAAACAUUCAACAUGUAAAAACAAAAGAUCAGGAUUACCAAAUGUAAUACCUGUAUACAACUAAUGGGAUUAUUUGCAAAUAGCAGUUUCAUAUUGUAUUUUAUUAUAUAGAUGAAAUAAGAUGCAUCUGUGAGAACAGGGUUGUCAUUUUACCUGGGGGAGGCGGGUUGAUGCCUGGAGGUGGGGGCAGAGCGAUGUUCAUGACAGCGGGAGAUGUGCUCGGGUCCAGGUUGAAGUAAUUUGCAGGAGCCUCUUCAUCCAAAGCUGGUGGUGGAGGAAGAGCUACAGCACAGACAGAAAAUACAGAGAAAUGAGUAUAGACAAACAUUAAAAUAUAUAUUUCAACAGCCA
Messenger RNA from Scophthalmus maximus (turbot), 2106 nucleotides. Its product is annotated as myozenin-2. Gene Ontology annotation, cellular component: actin cytoskeleton; Z disc. Bases 228 to 1001 code for a protein of 257 amino acids. Gene Ontology annotation, molecular function: telethonin binding; actin binding; FATZ binding. The transcript is spliced from 6 exons. Lineage: Eukaryota; Metazoa; Chordata; Actinopteri; Pleuronectiformes; Scophthalmidae. The record is from RefSeq and is a predicted model, not a curated record.